Messenger RNA from Ostertagia ostertagi, 2322 nucleotides. NCBI's taxonomy places the organism in Eukaryota, Metazoa, Nematoda, Chromadorea, Rhabditida, Trichostrongylidae. The record is from the annotation of a GenBank genome assembly.
UUCGAAGUAUCAGUGCGACCGUCUCCAGCCGAACUGCUCGCCGAUUUUGUCGUUCAUAAGGAAUGGCGUGAAAUCAUUCUACUAACGGACGGAGAACAUUGUAAAAUCCUCAUCGACACGACGUCAUCGUCUCGUCAGCAGAAAUUUUUAGCGGCAGUUCGUACUGCACAGUUCAGCCAGGCCAAUUAUCACUACGUCGUCGCCAAUUUUGACUUCUUGCCGUAUGACGUUGAAAUGUUCCAAAAUGGGAACAUCAACAUAAGUGGCUUCCAGUUGAUCAAUAAAGAAAGCCGUGCUUAUUGGAACUUGAAGAAGCAUUUGAAGAAGUUGGACGACAAUUUUAUCAACAACUAUGACGAUGUUGAUAGCAGAGGUGCCCUGGCGUAUGAUGCGAUGCUUGUGGCCUGGACCGGCUUCUCCAAAUGUCUCGCCAGUAACGAUUCCCUGUUCCAUGGAACAUUCCGGCAUGGAAGAUUCUUCAACAGGGGAUAUCCAGGUACAUCCUCUCUUGGUUAUCGGCCAUUUCUUUGGAUUUUUUUUUCUCCAGGAAUUUACUGCGAUCCACUAGCCGACCGAAUUCAUCCAGCGAGGCCAUUCGCCUCAUUCGAACAUGGAAGAACUGUGACAAAAGCUUUGAGAGGGAUGUCUAUCGACUCAAAACACGGUACGCUCACUGGGACCAUUGAAUUUGACCGGUUUGGCCAUCGCAAGAACUACGAUGUUUCCGUGAUUGACCUCGUUUCGAACACGAAGGCAACGUUCAAUAGCAAAGAGGUGGCUCCAUUUGUGAUGACCAAGCGUGAAUGCGCCCAGCCAAACAACCGUACCGAAUGUGAAGGCAACAACAAGUACGAGGGAUACUGUAUCGAUCUUUUGAAACUUGCUGGCCGAUCGAAUCGAAGGCUUCAACUUCGAGGCGGAUCUACUCCAAACAAGCCACCUCGUAAGGAUGUAACGUUUGAUCUGGACAGCAUUACUAGGUUUACUCCGUGCCCAGACUAUGCGUAUAGCGAGCGCGAACGAGGUGUCGACUUUUCAAAACCGUUCAUGACUACUGGUAUUUCUAUCAUGAUCAAGAAACCGGAUAAGCAAGAGUUUUCGGUUUCCGUGGUUAUUUUUCUGGUUUCGCGGUUUUCACCGUACGAGUGGAGGGUUGAGGAGACAGCUCGAGGCGGAUUCACAAUUUCCAACGACUUCUCCGUAUACAACUGCCUUUGGUUCACACUGGCCGCAUUCAUGCAGCAAGGAACAGAUAUUCUACCGAGGUCAAUUUCCGGGCGAAUUGCCUCGUCCGCGUGGUGGUUUUUCACCAUGAUCAUCGUCUCCUCAUACACAGCCAACUUGGCCGCUUUUCUCACUCUUGAAAAAAUGCAAGCGCCCAUUGAAAGUGUCGAGGAUCUCGCCAAGCAGACAAAAAUAAAAUAUGGCAUUCAAGGUGGAGGAUCAACGGCGUCAUUUUUCAAGUACUCAUCGGUGCAGAUUUACCAGCGGAUGUGGCGUUACAUGGAAUCACAGGUGCCUUCAGUGUUCGUCUCCAGCUACGCUGAAGGUAUCGAAAGAGUCCGUAGCCACAAAGGACGGUACGCGUUUCUGCUUGAAGCCACCGCUAACGAGUACGAAAACACGCGUAAACCCUGUGACACAAUGAAAGUCGUGUUCGUCUCCAGCUACGCUGAAGGUAUCGAAAGAGUUCGUAGCCACAAAGGACGGUACGCGUUUCUGCUUGAAGCCACCGCUAACGAGUACGAAAACACGCGUAAACCCUGUGACACAAUGAAAGUCGGUGCGAAUCUGAACAGCAUCGGAUACGGAGUCGCGACACCUUUCGGUUCCGAUUGGAAGGAUCACAUCAAUCUUGCGAUCCUCGCUCUACAGGAACGUGGAGAACUGAAGAAAUUGGAGAAUAAAUGGUGGUACGAUCGCGGACAGUGUGACCAAGGCAUUACUGUGGAUGGUUCCUCGGCCUCGCUCAACUUAUCGAAGGUAGCAGGAAUUUUUUACAUACUGAUGGGCGGUAUGAUAGCAUCGAUGAUAGCAGCUCUCGGCGAAUUCCUCUACAGGUCAAGGAUAGAGGCGAGGAAGGCGAACUCGAACUCGCUAAUUGGCAAUUUUGCGAAGAACCUAAAAUCGGCUCUCUCGUCUCAGUUGCGGUUGUCCAUCCAAGGAGGCGCUGUCGCACAACCUGGCACUCAAUCCCACGAAGCCCUCAAACGGCAGCAGGCUGCGUCCUUUCUUCCCGCAUCGAAUAGCGACGAAAAGAGCGAUAACACCGCUGGGUUGGACAGAGGCAGCGUCUCUUUCGCAUACAACACGGCCGUCUAA